Messenger RNA from Daktulosphaira vitifoliae (grape phylloxera), 2029 nucleotides. It is a transcript of the gene bisc, whose product is annotated as TM2 domain-containing protein CG10795. The record is from RefSeq and is a predicted model, not a curated record. NCBI's taxonomy places the organism in Eukaryota, Metazoa, Arthropoda, Insecta, Hemiptera, Phylloxeridae. The coding region runs from base 223 to 810 and encodes 195 amino acids. The transcript is spliced from 3 exons.
CUAAUUAAAUGUUUUAUUAAUUAUUUUAGAAAUUUUAAGAGUGCCUAAUGAAUUGCAACAGUUACUAUUUAUAUCAAAAAUGAUACAAUAGUAAAUCAUACUAUAAAUUAAUGUUAAUAAAUUUUAAUUUAUUCAAUAUAUUAUUAAAACUAUAAGUAUACUUUUAUUAUGUACUACUAGUUAAAAUUUUACUAUAUUGUUACUUUUUUUGACAAUGUCAUAAUGUUUACAUGGAUUUAUAAGUUGAUCAUAUUUUUAACAUAUUUUGUUAAUUAUGGACGACUAUCAUUUGGACCAGUUAAAACUGUAUAUGAAACAGAGUGUAAAAACUUAAGAAUGGGUCAGUUUUUAUGUCCAGAUCCUGGGUAUGACUAUAUAGAUCCAUCAACACAGCAGCUUCGAGGCUGUACUAAAGAGAAUAUUGCAAAAGUGAGAUGUAAAGCAGCUGAUGGAAUUAUUUGUACUGAAACAAAUAAUUCUACUUUUUGGAAAGAAGCUCAUUGUAAAUGGACAAAUGGAUAUCGUUAUGAAACCACAUUAUUACUCUCUAUUUUCUUGGGAAUGUUUGGAGUUGAUCGUUUUUAUUUGGGCUAUCCAGCAAUAGGUUUAUUAAAAUUAUGUACUCUUGGCUUUAUGUUCAUUGGACAACUAAUUGAUGUCGUGCUUAUCGCUACCCAAAUUGUGCGUCCUGCUGAUGGAUCUCAUUACAUAAUACCUUAUUAUGGACCUGGUGUAAAUUUUGUGCUUAUGGACAAUGAAACAUAUCGACAACCCCAAGAUGAUUGGUUAGUUGACCAUAAUGAAUUGUAAUCACAUAAUUGAUAUCAUUCAAUAUCAUAGAUAAAUACUUAGAGUCAUUAAAGCUAUUAAUAUCCUUUUAAAUAAAAUAUUACUAAUUGUUUAAUUUAAACGUUUAUUUUAGUAAAUUCAUUCAAAUUUUAUCAUGUAUAGCAAACUAUAUUAAUAAUAAUAUGUAAUAAAUUUUAAUAUUACCAAUAUAUUUCUUUAAAUUUUUCAAAUUUUUUUUUGUAUUGAAUUAGAAUAUUUAAGAGAUUACAUUUUUUUUUAUGUAUCUCACAAAAUAUGCUAUUAUAAACUGAAUUUUUUUUUUCUUUUGAAAAAAAUUUCUAAUUACAUAAUUUUUGAAACAUUUAAAAAUAUAAAGUAAUAAGAAUAAUACUUCAUAAAUUUUUAAGAAGUAUUUAUUUUUAAAAUUUUAUUAGUAUUAAGUUGUAAGAAAAAAAUUCUAAAAAAUGGCACUUGUCAAACUGGACUAAUUUUUAGUUUUAUCAUUAAAUUGCUAUUUUUUUAAUAUAUGAAUUAUAAAUAUAUAUUAUUCAUAUUUUUUUUAAUAAUAGUCCUCAGUGACCAAACAAAAACAUUAAGGAGGGCGCAAAAAAAUUUUAGGCGUCCAAAUUAUCUACCUUCAUUGUCAAUUAAAUCAUUUAAAACAUCUUUUCCUUUUUUUUUAGUUGGAGGCAAUAGCUUAAAAAGGAGAGUGUGACCACAGCUUUCUUCCUCUAAAUCUGCCACUGAGAGUCAAAUAAUUUUCUUUUUAUACACCUUGAUACUCUUUUGAAAAUUCAAGCAAAAAAAUUAGCACUUAAAGAGCUUUGCGACUCUUACAAAAUUUUACAACCCCCCAGAUUUUUUCUCUAGUUGCCUCAAUGGUUUAUAUUAUGUAUCAGAUAAUUUUACCCUAUUUUUAAAAUAGAGAAUUUUGCUUCAAAUAUUUUUUUGAAAUUUAAUUUCUUUGUUAUAAUCUAAGUAGUCUCAUAAAUUGUGUUUCAUACUCCUUUUUACCUGACUCUAUUAAAAAAUAUCAAUUAAAUUUUUUAUACAACGAUAAUACUUUUUUCUGUAAUAUUACCAUACUAAUGUUAUCAUAUUAUAUUAUUUGAUAUAAAUAAUGCGGUGUGUUGGGGACUGAUAAGACUGAUAUCUGGUAUUAAUUAUACAAAUUAGUUCUUAGUAUGUACUAUAUUGUAGUUUACCGAUUGUAAUCAUUAAAAAUCAUAAUUUUAAAAAG